AAUAAGAAAACUUUUUAAAAAUCAAUAUAAAGUUAAUUAUUUUUUCACUAAAGUUAGAUGAUUCAUUUUUAACAAAAAAAUUUUAAUAUCUUUACUAUUAGGAUAGUUUUUGGAAAAAAUGUGUAAACAUUAUAAGAAAAUUUAAUAAUUUUUAUUAUUUGCUGCAAAAUGAGACCCUCGAUUCAAAAACAAUUGUCAAUAGAAAGUACAACAUUAAAUCGUAAAAAUUUUUUUGCAAACAGAACUUCGAAAGAUAAUUAUCAUCCAGGGCAAUGUAAGUUGAAAUUGACAUUAGAACCAACUUUAUUGGAGAAAAGAUUAAUUGAAGCAUUCGACGUUUUUGAUAAUGCAAGAAGUCAUGAAGUUGAUGUUAGAGAUUUGGGAACUAUCAUAAGAUCAUUAGGAUGUGUAAUAACAGAAGCGGAACUACAGGAAAUACAAGUUGAAGUUGAAGAUGUAGAAAAUAAUUGUGUACCACAAGAACGAUUUGUUGAGUACAUGUGCAAAUCAAUAAGCGAGCGAAAAUUUAGACCAGCGGAUCCUGAAGACUUGUUGAAGGCCUUUAAAUUAUUGGAUGUGGAGGAUCGUGGUCAUAUUAUGAGAAAAGAUUUGGAAAAAGCUUUAAUGGAAGUUGGCGAACCAUUUUCCAAAGAAGAAAUUAAUGAAAUGAUGGCAAUUGCCUGUGAUCCUGAAACUGGUCGAAUUAAUUAUGAACAUUACAUUAAUUUAUUAAUAAAUAAAAAUCCCGAUGUAUAUUCUAUUUAUGAAAAAGAACAAGAAUUAUUAUUAGCAAACGUGCCAAAAAAACGAGCACUUGACAGCAUGUUAUUGAAAGAAUGAUAAUAUAAUUGCAUGAUAAAAAAAAAA
Molecule: messenger RNA, 867 nt
Organism: Leptopilina boulardi
Lineage: Eukaryota; Metazoa; Arthropoda; Insecta; Hymenoptera; Figitidae
Product: dynein regulatory complex protein 8-like
Exons: 6
Coding region: 169-840 (223 amino acids)
Molecular function (GO): calcium ion binding
Source: RefSeq, a predicted model, not a curated record